GUGGUCUAUUCUCUCACUGUCCCAAGUCAUAGCCUUGAGCCCUCAUUUCAAAACCCCCCACCGACCGCUGAUUUCUCAUCCAACUCAGCAGCCGCAGGGGACACGAUCCUCCGAUGACCGGCGAUCAGAGGAAUCCGGACAUGGAGGCGGAGCGCCCGGUGAAUUACUCCUACCUCGGGAGGAACUUCAGCGAUUUGAGCGUCAAUGACGACUCCUCCGCCUUCAGCGACUGCAACAGUGACAGAUCCGGGGAGUUCCCGACGACCUCGUCCGAGAGCCGCCGGCUGCUCAUAGCCUGCGCCGCGGAGAACUCCGAGGAGCUGAUUCGCCAGCUCGUGUCUGACCUCCAGUCCUGUUCCAUCGACGAGCAGAAGCAGGCGGCCAUGGAGAUUCGGCUCCUCGCCAAGAACAAGCCGGAGAAUCGCCUCAGAAUCGCCAGAGCUGGCGCGAUUAAGCCUCUAAUCGCGCUCAUCUCCUCCACCGAUCUCCAGCUCCAGGAGUACGGCGUCACCGCGAUUUUGAACCUCUCCCUCUGCGAUGAGAACAAGGAGCUCAUCGCCGUUUCCGGGGCGAUACGGCCACUGGUCAGAGCUCUCAGAGCAGGAACGCCAACGGCGAAAGAAAACGCCGCCUGCGCUCUGCUGCGACUGUCACAGAUGGAGGAGAACAAGGCGGCGAUCGGGCGGUCGGGAGCGAUUCCCCUCCUAGUGGACCUUCUGGAGACCGGAGGUUUCCGCGGCAAGAAGGACGCGUCGACGACCCUGUACUCGCUCUGCUCGGUGAGAGAGAACAAAAUCCGAGCGGUAGUGGCGGGGAUCAUGAGGCCACUGGUGGAGCUGAUGGCGGACUUCGACUCGAACAUGGUGGACAAAGCGGCGUUCGUGAUGAGCGAGCUGGUGACGGUGCCAGAGGCGAGGGCGGCGGUGGUGGAGGAAGGGGGGAUCCCGGUGCUGGUGGAGAUAGUGGAGGUGGGGACGCAGAGGCAGAAAGAGAUUGCGGCGGUGAUCCUCCUGCAGAUAUGCGAGGAGAGCGUGGUGUUCCGUACAAUGGUGGCACGGGAGGGAGCGAUCCCGCCGCUGGUGGCUCUGUCGCAGUCCGGCACGAAGCGCGCCAAACAAAAGGCGGAAGCACUGAUAGAGCUCCUACGGCAACCGAGAUCCGGCAGGACCACUGCUUAAAGGCGAAUCCUCGCCUCGACCGCAGCCCCCAAGUGUCGGUCGGUCGAGGCCCAACUCCUCUUCCCUACCUUACCUUUAUCUUCUUCUUUUCUUUACUUUUUUUGUGUAAAGAAACAAUUAGAGAGAAGAGAAUCAUCAUCAAAGAAAAAGACGAGAAAGAGAGCCUCCCAAGAAAAAAGAACAAAAAAAAAAAAACACCUUGUAAAUAUCUUUGUGAUAAACCAUGUCAGCUUAGCAUUUUUGUUUGGCCAGAGGCUCGUGAAAGUCAGCUCGCGUUUUCUUGAGUCUGGUGUUGUUUUGAUCCGAGGUUUCUUGGGUUUUCUGGUUUAAGGGAGACUUUAAGCUCUGAGAUUGCCUCUUUUACCGGCUCA
Molecule: messenger RNA, 1549 nt
Organism: Punica granatum (pomegranate)
Lineage: Eukaryota; Viridiplantae; Streptophyta; Magnoliopsida; Myrtales; Lythraceae
Source: RefSeq, a predicted model, not a curated record